Harpegnathos saltator (Jerdon's jumping ant) is the source of this 435-nucleotide messenger RNA. RefSeq lists its product as uncharacterized. The coding region runs from base 2 to 394 and encodes 130 amino acids. The record is from RefSeq and is a predicted model, not a curated record. The transcript has 2 exons. Lineage: Eukaryota; Metazoa; Arthropoda; Insecta; Hymenoptera; Formicidae.
AAUGCCGCAAACACGGAAUAGGCCUCUGGAGUUGCCACGAAGAAAUGUGCCAUAUCUCCGGCCAAUUCCAGCUUCCGGCUGGAACGAAUUGUCGCAGCGCUUUACUCUGCGGCCCGUAGUCCGGAUAUUCGAUCAAGUGACGCAUCGCUGUGCCCUCAGCGUCACCCUGUCCAGAACGUUGUUUGGAAGCUGGAUAUCACGCCUUAUUUUCGUUAAGGAGGAUAUCAACUGGGACCGCACCUGCAGCAGCACAAAGCAACCCCGUCGACGCCGUGCGGUAUGCAUCAACCGCCAACAUGAGCACCGGCGCUGCAGGGUCCGAAGAUCCUUCAGGCCGCCCCUCUCCGCAUCGGUCGAUCCAUCCGGCGGUGGCGUAUGCCAACCGUCGGAGUGAACACACCCCGAUAGAUCGUCGAGAGCGCGCUAAAGCGCAGC